GAUCAUAUAGAGUUUACAUAAGUAGCCUUGCAUAUAGCUGUAUUAUACUAGUGUUACAAUUCUAAUUAUAAUAUAACACAUUAGGACCUACCUGCAAGACCCAAGUAAGUGACAAACAACAACUGUUUUCAUUGUGACAUUUAGAAACUUGCUGUGUACUGUAGUUGUAUAUCUAAGGAACAAUUGUCUUGGUUAUUACUACAAAGAGCAAGCACUAGGACCCGGGAUUCCUCACUCUCACAGGAAAACCGGUUUAUAGGAGUGUGUGUGUGCCUGUCAGCCCUUUGUGUUCCAGCAGGUGUUGACGAAACACAAGUGAAAGCAAUUAAUUUAGUUCAAUUCAGUCAGCACUUCACCACUUCAUUGUACAGCAACUCAGUUGGAGGACUUAACCCUUAAUUUCUAAACUCUGUGGAGCAAACUGUAAAUUUUAAGGGGCAGGAAGAUGUGAAGGAAAUGUGCUCAACAAAAUUCCUGUGGGACAUACUUCAGUUCCGAAGACUGUGCUGCCAGAGUGCUUCUUCAGAUACCGAGGACGAUGAACCUGUGAGGAGAAGGAAGACACGAAAGAAGAAAGAUGAAGCCAAAAGAGUUAUUGUUUCUAACUUGCCCUUUGAAGGCGGCAAGUGGAAAGAAAACCCAAACAGACAUUAUGAGGGGAACAAAAUCAAGACCACAAAAUAUACCCUUCUGUCUUUCAUCCCUAAGAACCUCUUUGAACAAUUCCAUCGCUUUGCCAAUUUCUAUUUUGUGGCCAUCGUAGCACUCAACUUUGUGCCUGUGGUCAACGCCUUUGAGCCAGGGAUCUCUGCCAUCCCAGUCUGUGUUAUAAUGGCCAUCACAGCUAUUAAAGAUGCCUGGGAAGACUUUCGGAGAUUCCAUCUGGACCGGAAGAUCAAUAGCAUGGGUUGCCUUGUAUAUAGCAGGCACAAACGCACCUACUGUGAGACGUGCUGGAAAGAUGUCCGAGUGGGAGACUUUGUGCAGUUGCAGUGCAAUGAGAUCAUCCCUGCUGACCUCCUGCUGCUCUACUCCUCUGAACAGAAUGGCAUCUGCCACUUGGAGACAGCCAAUCUCGAUGGGGAGACCAACCUUAAGCAAAGACAAGUAGUUAAAGGAUUCUCUAAUAUGAAUACUGAAUUUGAGCCAGAAUUUUUCCAAAACAUCAUUGUUUGUGAAAAGCCCAACAACGAUCUCAACAGAUUUAAAGGCUACAUGGAGCAGCCUGAUCUCACACGGAUUGGUUUUAAUCAUGAAAGCCUUCUUCUUCGUGGGUGCUCAGUGAGGAAUACAGAGAUUGCAGUAGGAAUUGUGGUCUAUGCAGGUCACGAAACCAAGGCCAUGUUAAAUAACCGAGGUCCUCGUUACAAACGCAGCAAAAUAGAGCAACGCAUGAACAUCGAUAUAUUCUUCUGUGUGGGGCUGCUAUUCGUCAUGUGUCUGACUGGAGCAGUAGGUCAUGGCAUCUGGAAUGGGACUUUUUUAAAGCUCCCCUUGUAUGUCAUCCCAGAUGCAAACGGCAACUAUCUUAGUCCAGCCCUUGCGGGUUUCUACAUGUUCCUGACAAUGAUAAUCCUUUUGCAGAUUUUAAUUCCCAUUUCCCUCUAUGUAUCCAUCGAGUUUGUCAAGCUGGGGCAUGCCUUCUUCAUCCACAAUGAUAUUGACCUCUAUAAUGAAGAACAAGACUUGCCCAUUCAGUGCCGAGCACUAAAUAUCACUGAAGACCUAGGACAAAUUCAGUACAUAUUCUCAGACAAGACAGGGACACUGACAGAGAAUAAGAUGGUCUUUCGACGGUGUACAAUUAACGGGAAAGAAUUUUCACAUCAGGAAAAUGCCAAGCGACUAAAAACCUACAAGGAAUUGGAUUCAGACAGUGAAGACUGGGCAAAACAAUUGAGCCUCCCUUCAAACAAAGGUGCGCAAAGAGUUUCUGGAACAUGGACAAACACCACCCAGCCCUUGAGAAGGUCUCAGAGUGCUCGGGCUCAUUUUCAAGGGCAUAGAAGGAUCAGAUCUCUGGGGGCCUAUGGAAACUGUCCUUUCCAGGUUGCAUUCAGCAGUACCAUUGAAAAGGACGUGACCCCAGAUAACAGGCUAUGGAUGAAAGUGAGAAAUACCUCAUGCCACCUAGACCCUUUGGCCCCAUUUAUGUCUACCAAAGCCACCUCCUCCAUCACAGAUUUUUUUCUUGCUCUGGCCUUGUGCAACACAGUGGUGGUCUCCACAGCAACUGAACCAAGACAAAGGGUUACUACUCCUUCACAGAUGAAACCAUCAGGACUCUCCCUGGAGAAAAUCCAGCAGCUGUUCCAGCGGUUAAAGCUGGCAAGCCUCAGCCAGUCUUUUUCAUCAGUGCAGUCUAGUUCAGACUUAGGAGAGAGUUUUAACACAGAACGCACCAAAGUUUGUGCUGAUUCUGAAGCAAAUGACUAUUUUUCUAGCGCAAGCUGCUCUACUUUAACAGAAGAUGAUAAUUUUAGGAGGGAUUCAGUCACUGGAACAUAUCCCUCUGGGGAUGUUGACCCUUCCUUGGUUGAGCUCUGUGAGCCAGAUGACAAAGGAACUUUGACGCCCGAAUUCUGUUAUGAGGCUGAAAGCCCAGAUGAGGCAGCCCUCGUCCACGCUGCCCGCGCAUACCAGUUUACCUUGAUAUCCAGGACUGCUGAACAAGUGACUGUGAGGCUGCCAGAGGGCAUCCUCUUGACGUUUGAGCUCUUGUUUACAUUGGGAUUUGACUCCAACAGGAAAAGAAUGUCAGUAGUGGUGAGGCAUCCUCUUACUAAGGAAAUAAUUGUCUACACCAAAGGGGCCGACUCAGUCAUAAUGGACUUACUGGAAGACCCCGUCAGAGCUGGAAUGACUGCGGAAAAGAAUAUAAGAAAAAUAAGAACUCAAACACAAAAACAUUUAGAUUUGUAUGCACGAGAGGGCCUGAGAACCCUAUGCAUUGCUAAGAAGGUCUUAAGCGAAGAUGAUUUUCAGAAAUGGGCCAGCUUUCGUCAUGAGGCAGAAUCUGCUAUUGACAACAGAGAUGAACUAUUAAUGGAGACAGCACAACACUUGGAGACUAAACUCACCUUACUAGGUGUAACUGGGAUUGAAGACCGGUUGCAAGAUGGAGUGCCAGAUACCAUCGCUGCUUUCAGAGAGGCUGGUAUCCAGACAUGGGUGCUGACUGGAGAUAAGCAGGAAACAGCUGUCAACAUUGCUUAUGCCUGCAAACUUCUUAACCAAAGAGACACUGUCUUUACCAUUAAUACCGAAUGUAAGGAAACCUGUGAAUCACUCUUGGAUAUCACACUGGAAGAAGUGAAGAAAGCUGAAGUUGUUCGAGGGACAAAGCGGCAUCGUUUCAGCAUUCAGCUGCCCUUUUCUUUGUCAAGUGCAGUGACUCCGAAUCCCACAAUUGGAGUGGUGCUUGAUGGAAGAACUCUGAACACCAUUUUCCAGGGACAACUGGAACAUAAGUUUCUCGAACUAACCAAGUACAGCCGGUCAGUUUUGUGUUGCCGAUGCACCCCCUUACAAAAAAGCAUGGUGGUCAAGCUUGUGCGGAGUCAGCUGAAAGUUAUGACACUGGCAGUCGGUGAUGGGGCAAAUGAUGUAAGUAUGAUUCAGGCAGCUGAUGUUGGAAUUGGCAUUUCUGGACAAGAAGGUAUGCAGGCUGUCAUGGCCAGUGAUUUUGCCGUAUCUCAGUUUAAGCACCUCAAAAAGCUACUUCUAGUCCAUGGACACUGGUGCUAUUCUCGCUUGGGGAAGAUGGUGAUCUACUUCUUCUACAAAAAUGUGGCCUAUGUCAAUCUGCUCUUCUGGUACCAGUUCUUCUGCGCUUUCUCUGGAACCUCCAUGAUAGACUACUGGCAAAUGAUUUUCUUCAACCUGUUUUUCACUUCUGUGCCACCAAUAAUUUCAGGAGUCCUGGAUAAAGACAUUUCUGCAGAGACCCUGUUAAGCUUGCCUGAACUUUACAAGAGUGGACAAAACUCAGAGGUUUACAAGCCUCUGACAUUUUGCAUCGCCAUUUUGGAUGCCUUUUACCAGAGCCUCAUCUGCUUCUUCAUCCCUUACCUAGCAUAUCAAGAUUCUGAUAUUGGUGUUUUCACCUUUGGGACAACAGUCAACACCGUCGCCCUCCUUACUAUUCUCUUUCACCAAGCUUUAGAAAUUCAGACAUGGACUUGGCUCCAUGGGAUCAUCAUGAUGGGGAGCAUUCUCCUUUACUUUAUUUUCUCGCUCAUCUACAAUGCUUCCUGCAUUGUCUGCAAUCAUCCAGCCAACCCCUACUGGAUUACGGAGAAGGAACUCUCAGAACCAAGCUUCUAUUUCAUCUGCAUCAUUACACCAGUCACAGCACUUCUCCCAAGGUAUCUUAUCUUGGCUGUACAAGGGACCAUCAAUGCAUCUCACACUGUGAAAGCACAACAGCUGGACAAGCUCCCUAAAGAACAACAGGUCUUGGAGGUACAGAAGUGGACAUUGAGGGAACAAGGCCCAGGAGUCCACAGUGAUGAUCCUGACCCACCCAUUGCAAACACAGAUGUGGCAUCGCCUGAUUACACACCAGGGGAUUACACCACAGGGGAACAUAUGCUUUCUAACCGUGGUGAUUACCAGGGACUCUACCCUCCUGAGCAGGCAACACUGAAAGAACAGAUAUUGAAUGGAGAAAGCAAUGACUUCACCAAAAGGUGGGCUCAAGACAAGGCCUCCACCACCACAGGUUUCUUGUCAACAACAGCCUCUCCUGGGCAAAGCACAUCUGGCAAACUUUUCUCUGGCUUCCCUCCUAAGAACACUGAACGUUUUGAUCGAAAGAGCCAUCGGAGGUCCGUGAGUGCUGUAACUUUAUGAAGGAGCCUUUGUUUUUGACUGAGAGGAAAACAUAAUUGCAUCUCUGAACAGCAUCUGCCUCCCACACAGGGAGCAUAGGUAGCAGAAGGAAAAUAGAAUUGCUAUUUAUAUUAAAUAGCAGUGCCUUCCGGAAAGAAAAGGCUAAGAUAUAAUUUCAGCAGCCUAUUGGGACUGUGUAUGUUGUCUUUAGAAUGUGACAUAGCUCAGGUGUAGCCAAAGUGUAUUUAUUCUAAGGAAGAGAAAUUUCCAAACGGCUUGGAGAAAUAUUAGCCCAUCAUCGCUUCGCCACUGUGAAAUGCACUAUUUGCUUGAAAACUGACAAUAUAUCCUGAGGAGGGAAUUUUGUUUUUUCACUAAUAAUGAGUCACUCCUGAAUGUUAUCUUUAUCAUGUCAGUUAUCACCAUAAGCCUUAUGCCUGAGCUGGCACACCAAUAGCCAUGCGGUUGUAAGAUAAUUGUGAUACAUUUCUCUGCGAUUGUAGAAUAUUUCCAGAAAUUUCUUUAAAUGCAACAUCUUACAGGAAAAAAAACACUACAUCAAAUGAACUAAACCAUUGCUGUGAAGUCUGUAGCUUCAAUAUUUUGCAAGUCAACAUCCAAAAUAAUAUUAAUAUUUUUUAAAUUGUCUGUGUGUAUAUAUAUAUAUAUGCAUUAUUAUCAUACUUCACAACUCGUAACUUAUUGAGCAGAUAACUUGUUUGGCAUAACCACCAAUACUCAGAUUGGGGAAAAAUUACUUGACUGUAAGGUCCACUGAUUUCAAAGAAGGUACUCCUAAACUCAAGGAAUAAGGUUUGAACCCCAAAAUUAAACCAAUUAAUCUCCAUUGUUUUAAAUAGAGUUCACAUGGCUCAAGUCCAACUGUUAAGCUUCUGUUGAUUUACUAGUCAACCUGUUGAUUUCCUACCAGUCACAUUGACUAAGCCAGAAAGAUGAUUAGGCAGGUGACAGGAAAGUGGGGAAUAAGGAGAUGCCAUACUGAGUGCAGAUAGGUUCCUCAAUAUGAGUAAGUGUAUAGAAUGAUGAUGAUCAUGGAUGUGCAUUCCAAUCCCUUCCCAUUAAUGGAUUUAAAGUGGAGCUACAGAUUUUAUCUCUGCUUCAUAAGCUAAAAAUCAAGAUUCUACUUCUCUGUGAAAUGGCAUUGGGAAAGAAAAGUCAUUUUCUGAGCAAAGCAGCUGAAAGGAGGAGGAGGAGGAGGAGUGCAUUUCACAUUAACUCUCCAUACCAUCAUUUUAUUUAUUUAUUUAUUUAUUAGCAAGUAAGUUUCAUUGUGUGGUCAUAGACUCGUUCAUACAAAGAUAAAAUAGAUAAAAUAAAUACAUAAUAUAAUAUAUAAUCUUGGUAUAGCAUUUUGCACAUUCUUAUAGCUGAAAAUAAAAACUUAGCCACUAACUGUAUAAUUAUUUGAUUCUCUCUAGACAACAGACACUUCAAAUAACUUGUGGGGGGGUAGACCAGUACAUUUAGUCAUAAGUGAACCAAGAUAUUGAAUGUGUUCGAUCCUAUAUAGGCUACAUUCUAAAAUGAUGUGCGCCAAGGUCU
This is a messenger RNA of Pogona vitticeps (central bearded dragon), 6396 nucleotides long. It is a transcript of the gene ATP10B, whose product is annotated as ATPase phospholipid transporting 10B (putative). NCBI's taxonomy places the organism in Eukaryota, Metazoa, Chordata, Lepidosauria, Squamata, Agamidae. Gene Ontology annotation, cellular component: plasma membrane. The record is from RefSeq and is a predicted model, not a curated record. Gene Ontology annotation, biological process: phospholipid translocation. Gene Ontology annotation, molecular function: magnesium ion binding; ATP binding; ATPase-coupled intramembrane lipid carrier activity.